UCUUAUCCUCAUUUGUGAAUUUUAGGCAGCCUCUCCGCCAUAUAUACACCACGGAACCCAAAUUAUCAUGGCUUUCUCGCUAUACGGUGGUGGAGGUGGCGAAGUUGGCUAGAGUAAGGCUCUACAAGAUGAGGUUGUGGGUGAGUGAGGGGAGAAACAGGGAGGAGGCGGAGGAAGUCUUUGUGAUUACGAGGUGAUUGAUGCUACGACAGCGGUUGAUCUAAAGGCAAUACAACAAGAGAAAAGGUAAAACAACGUUGUUGGAGAGGAUGUUCAGAGAGAAGUAGAAGAAGGUGUUCGAUAGUAAGAGAGGGAGGUGCCCGGGGAAGAACGGACUUGUUGCUGCUGGCGGCGGCGAGAAACAUGUUCCUCACUCUCAAAUGCAUUGGAGACAACUGGUCACCAACAAUCCAUCCAUGCUGGCCUGGUUGACUAGUUCAGUACUUCUGUCAGGAGAUUCGCCAUCAUCAUUUGAGUGAGUUCACCUUUACUCUAUCUAAUCACCACAAUCAAGUUAAUUUCGAGGCAGAGCCAGAUCAUAUAUUAUCGACAAAAGGAUCAGUUAACUCCCAGGUGUAAAUGUGUAAUCAAAGUGUCUUUCUAGCUAGGAUCCUUUUUCAAAGGUUUCUCGUGCUAGCUGCUGAUAAGUCAUAACUUCAGAACUGAAACUAUUAUGAACCAUGGUCUUGUUAAGUCAUGUUUGGAUUGAUAUAAUCUACCUUUACACAUCCCCAAAGGUGGUAGCAGACAGCAUUAACGAACUGAAUCACUUGGAUUGAAAGCCAUGGAGCAAGCACACAUGAUCCAUCUCGUUGCCACGCCAGAUAUACAAGUAGAUAUAGCUUAAUGAUCACCACAAUAAUCAACUUAAUGAUAUGGAGAUAGAAUAUUCCCAACUCCUAGCAUUUUUGACAAGGAUCUGUUAGCUUCCUGGUGUAAUCAAAUUGUCUCUUUAGAUAGCGUGUGUUAGGGGACGCACUUACGGGUGGUGAUUGUAGUGUGCGUGUGUGUCUUUCGUGUAAUCGUAAAAAAAAAGUCUUUCUAAGAUCUUUUUAAAGGUUUGUUAUGCUAGCUGCCCAUAACUUUUGAACUUAAAUUCAUAUAACCAUGUCCUUAUUAUGUCAUGUUUGGAUUGAUCCACCUAGCUUUACACAUCCCCAAGGGUAGUAGCAAACAACAUUUACUAACUGGUGAAUCACUUGGAUCAAAAGUUUUGGAGCAGAGCUACACAUGAUCAACAAUCCGUAAUCCCGUUGCCACGCCAGAUAUAUCUCGAGCCAACGAAGCUCCUCUCACGUACACCAUAGGGACAUAUAUCUCUCUGACGUGUGGGUCUAUUGGGGUGAGCCUCACGUGUCAGAGACGACUUAUGUCCCUCUGACUUUACGUUAGAGGAGCCUCUUCCAUCUCGAGCCAGCUCAUAUUGAUUAUCCAAGUUCGUAAGUUUUUCUAAAACUUUUUCUACCUAACUCAUGUAUCUCCAAAUCAUGCUGUUGAAAAGAUAGCUUAAGCUAAGCUCGAACGAUCACGCAUGAUGAUCGAUGUUCAGAGCUUUGUGUGCAGAGGUGGAAGAACUAGCUUUUGUGUGCUUUGGCGGUUUGGCCAUGCAUGCAUGCAUGCGUGCUUCCCACGUGAGCUCGCCGGAGCGGGAGCACGGCUAGGUGCAGUGACGUGUGUCCACUCCCCGUUGAUUUGAUUUGUCUCGUAGCUGCAGCAACAACCGCCUUGGCCUCAUGCUUCCCCGGCGAGCCACCAGCUGCCAAUCCGGCCAGCUAUUUAACAGCGCCAUCGAUCGAUCGAUCGCCAGCUGCAGCGAGCGUUUCGAUCGAGAUCGAGAUCGAGGUGGGCGGCGGCAAUGGCGAGCAGCGGGGCGGUUGCGCUGAUGAUGUUCCACACGAUGGAGCGGGAGCUGUUCUGGCGGCUGGUCGGCGAGCACGGGCAGCAGCCGGGGCCGAUGAGGUGGGUGAUCGCGCUGUGGCUGUGGCUCGAGUCCGUCGGCCACCACGACUUCGUCCGCCGCGUCGCCGUGCUGCCGGCCCCCGUCGUGCUGCGCUUCGUAGACGAGGCGCUGGCGUGCCUGGCGCGGCUGCCGCGGCGGCGAGGGGUCGCGGGCGGGGCGGAGCGGCGGCUCGCGGCGCUCGCCGCCGCCGGGGACGCCGACCCGGCGCUCCGCUUCCUCCCCUGCACCAACGCGCUCCUCGCCGAGCCCGUCGAGGGCCUCGCCUACUUCGACGCGCACCGCGACGAGGUCAUGGAGGGCGUCAGCGACGUGUACAGGAACGUCUGCCGCGUCAUCUUCGACGACGGCGUCGCCGCCGCCGUCGCCGCCGCCGACGACGACGACGACGCCGAAGCCGCCGCGUUCCUCCCCCGCGACGUGCUCGACGCGCUCGACGGCACACCACCACCACCGCCGCCGCCGCCGAUGUACCACCAGUACCACCACCACGCCGUCCACAUGGCCCCGAUGCUGCCGCCGCCGCCGCCGGUGGCCGAGCUGAACCCGAUGGCCUCGCCAUGGUUCCCGGUGCAGCAGCAGGAGCAGCCGCCGCCGCCGCCGCCGCAGCCGCACCAGCAGCACGGCUACAUCCCAUUGCCGGAGGACUACCGCUCGCUGUUCAUCACCUUCUCCCGCGGCUACCCGAUCAGACAGGACGACAUCAUCAACUUCUUCAACUCGUUGUACGGGCCGUGCGUGGAGUCGGUGAUGGUGGAGAAGGCGGCGGCGGGGCAGCUGCCGGUGUACGGACGGGUGGUGCUCCGGUGCCCGUCGAUGAUCCCGGUGGUGCUCGACGGACAGCAGACGGCGAAGUACAUGAUCAAGGGGAGGCACCUCUGGGCCAGGAUCUACGUGCCAAGCUCCAAGCCCAACUGAACUGAACUGAACUGAACUGAAUACUACUACUACAUAUGCAUGAAUGCUAUACACUUACGCUGAUAUAGUAUCAUCAAGCUGCAGCCAGAGCUAUAUUAUCAUAUAUAAUCACAUGAAUUAAUUAAGUAUGUGUUUAGCUAUACUAGCUCAGAGAGAGACAAGUGUUGAUCCAUGUAUGAUCUGUUGAUGUUUGUGUGUUAGGCAUGCAUGUCCAAGCAUACUACCCUAUCUAGAGCUUUGGACAGAGCUUAAUUGCAUGUUUUGCUAGCUUGUCUCUCAUGGAAUAAAUGUGUGUCUUUCAUCAUCAGUCUAUCGAUGUUUGUAGCUUGUGCA
Molecule: messenger RNA, 3208 nt
Organism: Oryza sativa Japonica Group (Japanese rice)
Lineage: Eukaryota; Viridiplantae; Streptophyta; Magnoliopsida; Poales; Poaceae
Source: RefSeq, a predicted model, not a curated record